AUGGGCUGGGAGCUGAGGAAGGUGAUGGAGCUGGGGGCUGAGGAAGGUGAUGGGGCUGAUGAAGGUAAGAGAGCUGAGGAAGGUGAGGGGGCUGUGGCAAAGAUAGAUCUACAUGUGUCCAGUGAGCUAGACCAGCUCUCCCUGACUUACAUAGAGCUAAACAGCAGCCUGACGCAGAGACUCGGGGACAAGGAGGACCUUAUAGGAAACAUGCGGCAAAGCUUGGAGAAGACCAGGCAGGAACUGGAGCUGGUGCUGGAGGAGAUGAAAGACCUUAAUGGUUCCCUACUACAAUGCCAUCGGGAAGGAAAGAAAUCUAUGGAUGAUAAGGAAACAGCAGAGAUAACGUUGAGUGAAACAAGAUCAGAACUAAACCAAUGGAAGCAGAGUAUUAAAGGUUUUUGCCCUGAAGAUUGGAUAUUAGUUGGUAAAAAAUGUAUAUGGAUCUCCAAGGACACAGCUACAUGGAGCCAAAGUAACCAAGACUGUGAGACGCGAAAUUCCAACUUAAUGAUUGUGAACUCUGAUGAUCCUAAACUUCAGGAUUCCCUUCAGGAGAAAGAAGCUGAUUACUGGGCCUCCCCCAGGUUACGGAAUGGCAAGUGCUGGACAAUCAGCAGAAGAUUGGAGACGGAUUACUGCUACAAUAAAAAGAAAUGGAUUUGUGAAAGGCCCCUUGUUUUAGCUUCAAAGGGUCAAUAUAAUAAAUACACAUUUACUGUGUAUGACAAAGAGUAUUCAUGUUAUUAACGGUAGAUCACUUUAUACUGUGUGAUUAAUAUUCAACGACAUAGAAGAUGGACAAUGUUCUCAUGUGCGAUUUCCUCCCCCGAGGCCUUGAACAACUUGGACGGGAGUUAUUUAGGGGUAAAUUUACUAAGA
Messenger RNA from Pseudophryne corroboree (corroboree frog), 882 nucleotides. Its product is annotated as asialoglycoprotein receptor 2-like. The transcript has 5 exons. Bases 1 to 750 code for a protein of 249 amino acids. NCBI's taxonomy places the organism in Eukaryota, Metazoa, Chordata, Amphibia, Anura, Myobatrachidae. The record is from RefSeq and is a predicted model, not a curated record. Gene Ontology annotation, molecular function: transmembrane signaling receptor activity. Gene Ontology annotation, cellular component: plasma membrane.